This is a messenger RNA of Sordaria macrospora k-hell, 798 nucleotides long. RefSeq lists its product as uncharacterized. The record is from RefSeq and is a predicted model, not a curated record. Lineage: Eukaryota; Fungi; Ascomycota; Sordariomycetes; Sordariales; Sordariaceae.
AUGACCACGUCUACCUCGGCGUCUACCUCUAAUGACACCUUCCACCUGUUCCCCUACCUCCCCUGGGAGCUCCGCGCCUGCAUCUGGCAACUGACUGUCUCGCCACGCACCAUACCCCUCAAGACCGCACACCACUCCCUCCCACCAUGCGCAUUCUCCGUCGACAUCAGACGCCGCCUUAACGGGUACUACGACAGGUUCCCGGAACGGUCAAUAUCCAUAAGGCUACUUCACACAUCUAGUCCCAUCUCAGCAGCGCUCCAUGCCUGUCAAGAAGCCCGCAAUUACCUAACUCAUCCCGCAUGCGGCGCGAACGGGUACGGAUACUACGAGAAGAUGUCCUCAUCCAACCUCGCGAACAGGCAGCAACUGUGGUUAUGGGAAGAGAAGAUCCCUUCCCCCUACAUCUGGGUGAACUUUGAGGUCGACAUGAUCGAUAUAGGCGUUACACGUUUUGGUCUAUCUGGAGAGUCAACCUACGCUUCCAAGUUCAGAAGGGUUAAGUUUAAACCCAUGGGGGCGUUUGCGGCGUUUGAGUGUCUGACGCCGGAUCCUUGGCUGGGUGAGUACACUAGCCAUACGAGCUUCCCGCAUGUGAAGGAAGCGGAGGUAGAGUUACCUAGACAUGCCUCUAUCGCCGAAUGGGCCGAUUAUCUGCCAUGGGAUCAGGUGGAAGACUUAUUUUGCGGAUUGAAGGAUAUUGUCUUUACAGAUCCCUCAGGGAAGAGGAUGACACUUGCGGAGAUCAUUAAGACAUUUCCAGAGGGUCGCCCACCCGGGUAUGCUCUUGAGAACUAA